ACGAUACCGGCAUUUCCGCCCGUCCACGAAUGUACCCCAGGAUAUCGCAGAGCUAGUGAAACUUCUUACCUGAGCCCAAUACGUGUACGACGUUGGGCCCAAUGCCGUUGAACAACAGUGACCCGUGGAAGACCGGCUGCACUUCCAACCUGUUCCGGUCCUUUCGUACCAGCGUGGAUUAGCGAUUUCCUACGGCGGAUCGCUUCGUUUCUGCCGUCGAUUGUCACGCCGCGGCGCCAUGCGUGGUUCCACUGUCAAAACCCAUCCGAUUUUCUCAUCCAAUCUCACCGGGUUGGGAUGAGCCGGGUGAUCCUUUCUAUGACGAUGCAAAACUGUCAGACGGCCUUCGCCCAUGUCGUGGGCCAAGGACAAGUGCAGUUUGACCACCAACCACGAUGCCGCUCACGAUUGAUACCCCACUAUCGUUCUACUCCAUCCCGGUAGUAUGGUUCACUACGUUCUACCCGAUGAACGCAAAGUUCGCUCUCAUCAACAAGACCAUCGGGUACAAUAACCUGAAGCCGCGCCAGAACACUCAAGUCAUAGCUAGCGAUCCGAAGGUAUCGCCAGAAACUGCAGCUCGCGCUGCACGAAUGGAGGGAGCUCAUCUCAACGGUAACGAAAUGUUGCCUCUGUGGAUCGGGGCCGUCCUCGCGGCUAACUUUGCCGGACUGUCAAACAGAACUCUCAACUUAUCUUCUGCUGCUUUUAUAUCCUUGCGCGUCCUCUACAACUAUUUCUACAUCAACCAGAAGACCGAGGCCCAGUCGUGGUUCAGGAGUGCCAUAUUCUUCGCCGCUUUACCAAUUCCCCUGACGUUGUUCAUCAAGGCCGCAAACAAGCUGCGACUCCAAAGCUUGUAGCUUGUAAAUUACGUUCGGUUGCUUUCAUGCAUGUGGCGUACAUCAAACUUGAUAAUGGACUGAAUUGG
Messenger RNA from Punctularia strigosozonata HHB-11173 SS5, 931 nucleotides. RefSeq lists its product as uncharacterized. The transcript is spliced from 9 exons. NCBI's taxonomy places the organism in Eukaryota, Fungi, Basidiomycota, Agaricomycetes, Corticiales, Punctulariaceae. The record is from RefSeq and is a predicted model, not a curated record. The coding region runs from base 396 to 863 and encodes 155 amino acids. Gene Ontology annotation, cellular component: membrane.